Messenger RNA from Entamoeba invadens IP1, 567 nucleotides. RefSeq lists its product as hypothetical. NCBI's taxonomy places the organism in Eukaryota, Evosea, Mastigamoebida, Endamoebidae. Bases 1 to 567 code for a protein of 188 amino acids. The record is from RefSeq and is a predicted model, not a curated record. The transcript has a single exon.
AUGUUCUUUGUGCUUUUCUUUGUUGCCUUUUCAAACGCAGAUUAUGCAAUUAAAUACGAAUCAACUGGCGAAUUCAAAGCUUACAAACUUGGGAAGUGUUAUUACAAAGGUGAUGGUCUUUAUGUUCGAUACGAGAAAAAGGAUUCAAAUCUUGAGUACUACUCUGGGUCUUCUUGUGACAAAACCGUUUUAGGCGGAUCAGGAAGUGGGUUUGACAAACUUCAAGACUACCGAUUGGAGUCUAAGCUUCCAAAAUAUUAUUUAGUUAAAAAGACCUUUGAAGAGACCACAACAUGCCUUUUUACUGAUGAUGUGAUUUCUCCAGAAUAUAAAUAUUAUCCAGAAGGCUGUAUAACCAGUGAGGGAGAGUCCAAAAAGUAUAGUAUUGAUAACAACCUUGUUCACGUCUAUUCAUACUUAAAUUCCAAAUGUGAAGGCACUGGUGAAAUAGAUACUGAAGAGUACAAAAAGUGUUUAAUAAACGGAAAGAAUAGUUGGAUGUUCACCGACAGUUCUGUAAGCCUCUCCUUCGCUUUAGCAAUCGGAUUCCUCAUUUUUAUGUUCUAA